AUGCAUAGUCAUGAUUCGAUUCAACGAAACGAUGGGAUUCUCCGUAGUGAUACAGAAGUUAAAGAAGAAGAGAGUCCCCCUGAUCGCAUUGUCGCUUCUUACGCUGCUGCAGCACAUGCAGCUGCACUGGCUUGUCAUCAACCGAUUUCCAGAGCUGCUGAAGCCUACUUGGCUACAAAUACUUACAGUCGACCACGUCAUUCCAAAAGAUCUCGGGCAUUAAACCAUUUAGCUACUGCUGCAACACCUUCGAAAACAGUUUCUACUGUUGUGGAUACUAUAUCAAAUUCCAGUUAUGUUAUAUCAUCAUCUAGUUUAUUGUCAGUCCCUUCAUCUAGAUCAUCGCUUAUUUCGCUAGAAGAUAAUUAUGAAGAAUCUUAUGAGGGGUGGACUCGUGUAGUGGAUAAGAAAGCACAGAAUGUAGUGUAUAUAUCGUCUGAUGGUACCCGUCUAAAUAAUGUUGAUGAAGUAUACGCAUAUUUAUCAACAAAGAAUACAGAAUGUGAAAUGAAUUCUGGUGUCCAAAACUUAAUUGCUUCUCAUUUCAUUUUUGAACCAACAGUCGAUAGUCCUUCACUGAAGAAUACAUUAAACUUUGUUCAUCGAUUACAAACAUCUGUUUUAAAAGGUGAAGCAGUAAGAGAAAAUGUUUCUCAAUGUCUCACAACUGUGUCAAGUAUUAUAAAUAAUUUUAGUUUUUCACAAGUUGUUAAUUCAUCAGAGAAAGUUUCCACGUGUCGUAUCAAAGUGAACCCCGAUCGUUCAUCAACUUCUGAUCUGCUUUCAGUAAAACGACCAAAAUUAUCUGAUAAUUUACUUAGUUCAGAUGGUAAACCAAAAGAACCAUCCACACUGAAGGGUCCGUUUGCUGACUGUUUAAUCAAUACAACCGGCAGUGCGUGUUCUACAAAGUCAUUUACAUCAUCGAACAACCCCAUAUUAAAUGUUUUGAGCACUGAUGCACUGCACGUUUCAUCAACUGAUCGUGCUCGUGAAGGACUAAGUAAUUUUGAAAAUAAUCAGUUAACUUACAAACAAUACUUGAAUAAAAGUGAAGAUAGAAAUUUUCCAUCUUUAUUCGGUAACGUAGUUGUUGAUGAUUUAUCUUCUGGUCGAAUAAAACAAGGUCAGUCGCAGAAUAUUAGCGAUACAGUCGCCAAACUUACCACUGAAACUCAUACAACUGGUGCCUUACGUACGUCGUUAGCAUUAUUGACUUCUGAGGUUGUUCCAUCCGAUGUAUCUUCAUCUAAGCGGGUUGGUGUAAAUACUUCAAAUUUCAGCUUAUCGAAUGUUCCUAGUUCAUGUUUUGACCCAUCUCAGGCAAAUUUAGCCGCGUUGAAUAUUUUGCAACAGAAUCUUGUAAAUUCACCGUUCAUUGAACAAUUACUUGCAAUUAAUCAAAUAAGUCAUAUUCAACAGCGACACCAACAUCAUUUGAGUUCAGGCAUUGCUGUCUCACUACCGACACAAAACACUAUAGAAAACUAUCCAGUUGGUGUUUUAGUUAGCCAAUCUUUAUCAAAUCCAAUUGUAUCAUCUUUAACAGCUUCAUGGCUUUCAAACCUUGGUUCAUCCUCUCAGCAGUCUAUAAAUAGUAGCACCCUGCCAGAGUUGACACUCAAUUCAGCUAUUAACAAUUUGCAUGCCACUGCUAUUCUUCAACAACACCAACAGCGGCAUCAAUUUUUAACUAUCGCGGCUUUACAAAAAUACCAGCAAGACCAAGCUUUAUCCCUGAUUCGAAAUGCUGCCUUGCUUCAACAUCAACAAAGAAGCAACAAUUCUAAUAAUUCCGUAAACGUAGCUGCUUUUAUCUUACGCCAACAACAAGAGCAACAGUUGGCAUUAUCUUCUUUACAAGCUCAAAGUUAUCUAGCUGCUUUACAACGGCAGUUCACUAAUUCAUAUACUUAA
Messenger RNA from Schistosoma turkestanicum, 1917 nucleotides. NCBI's taxonomy places the organism in Eukaryota, Metazoa, Platyhelminthes, Trematoda, Strigeidida, Schistosomatidae. The record is from the annotation of a GenBank genome assembly.